Prorocentrum cordatum is the source of this 756-nucleotide messenger RNA. Lineage: Eukaryota; Dinophyceae; Prorocentrales; Prorocentraceae. The record is from the annotation of a GenBank genome assembly.
AUGGCCGCCAACGGUGCUCACAUCAUCGACAUCGGGGGUGAGUCCACACGACCUGGCGCUGCCGAGGUGCCCCACGGCGAGGAGAUCGGGAUCGGGCGAGUUGUGCCUGUCAUCCGCGCCAUACGCGGCGAGGGGCUGAACGUCACCGUGAGCGUGGACACCCGGAAGGCUGUGGUGGCUCGCGCUGCUGUGGAGGCGGGCGCGGACUGGAUCAACGAUGUGUCCGGGGGAGAGUUUGAUCCCGACAUGCUGUCCACGGCAGCGGAGCUCAUGGCACCGAUCGUGCUGAUGCACACGAGGGGCCUGCCGGAGAACAUGAACUCGGCCCGUCACUACGAGUCGCUCCUUAGCGAGGUCACCGAGCACCUUGCCGCGAGGCGAAGGGCAGCGGAGGAGGCGGGCGUGCCCUCCUGGAACGUCUUGCUCGACCCUGGCAUCGGUUUUGCAAAGGGCAUGGACCACAACCUGCAGCUCCUGCGGAGCUGCGCGGCGCUGGUGCAGGGCCUGCGGCCGUCUCCCGUCCUGGUGGGGGCCUCGCGCAAGCGCUUCCUGGGCACGAUCCUGGGCGAGCCUGACGCAAAGAGGCGUGUUUUUGGGAACGCGGCCACCGUCGCCGCCUCCGUUGCUGGACGUGCCGAUAUCGUCCGGGUGCACGAAGUCCGAGAGAUGGCACAGACCGCCCGCGUCUGCGACUGCAUCUAUCCACGGUGCCGCGGGCGCCGCCAGCGGCGUGAAAUAGCGCCGGUCGGGCGGUGA